Molecule: messenger RNA, 949 nt
Organism: Coregonus clupeaformis (lake whitefish)
Lineage: Eukaryota; Metazoa; Chordata; Actinopteri; Salmoniformes; Salmonidae
Product: zinc finger protein 2 homolog
Exons: 1
Coding region: 100-948 (282 amino acids)
Biological process (GO): regulation of transcription by RNA polymerase II
Cellular component (GO): nucleus
Molecular function (GO): RNA polymerase II cis-regulatory region sequence-specific DNA binding; DNA-binding transcription factor activity, RNA polymerase II-specific
Source: RefSeq, a predicted model, not a curated record
CACCUCAAAAAACACCAGCGGAAACCCACAGGGAAGAAAUCUCACUGCUGCUCUGACUGUGGGAAUAUAUUCAACUCUUCAGCAGACCUUAAAAGACAUAUGAGAAUCCAUACAGGAGAGAAACCGUAUAGCUGUAAUCAAUGUGGGAAGAGUUUUACUCACUCAAGCUGCCUGAAGGUACAUUUGAGAACACACACAGGAGAGAAACCUUAUAGCUGUGAUCAAUGUGGGGAGAGUUUUGUUACAUCUAGCCAUCUGACUAUACACCAGAGAACACACACAGGAGAGAAACCUUAUAGCUGUGAUCAAUGCGGGAAGAGUUUUACUACAUCUAGCCAUCUGACUAUACACCAGAGAACACACACAGGAGAGAAAUCUUAUAGCUGUGAUCAAUGCGGGAACCGUUUUGUUACAUCUAGCCAUCUGACUAUACACCAGAGAACACACACAGGAGAGAAAUCUUAUAGCUGCGAUCAAUGUGGGAAGAGUUUUACUCACUCAAGCUGCCUGAAGGUACAUUUGAGAACACACACAGGAGAGAAAUCACACGACUGUGGGAAGAGUUUUGUUUCGUCCCAAUAUUUAGAAUCACACCAGAGAACACACAUAGGAGAGAAAUCUUAUAGCUGUGAUCAAUGUGGGAAGAGUUUUAGUCAAUCAAGCAUCCUAAUGGUACAUUUGAGAACGCACACUGGAGAGAAGCCUUAUAGCUGUGAUCAAUGUGGGAAGAGUUUUAGUCGAUCAAGCAUCCUGAUGGUACAUUUGAGAACGCACACUGGAGAGAAACCUUAUAGCUGUGAUCAAUGUGGGAAGAGUUUUAGUGAUUCAAGCAACCUGAAGGUACAUUUGAGAACACACACUAGAGAGAAACCUUAUAGCUGUGAUCAAUGUGGCAAGAGAUACGCUGGUAAAAUAACUCUGAUUAAACAUCAGAAAGUACAUACAUGAA